AUGUCCUGUUGCAAAUGUAAACGCUCAGGUCGUUGUAGAAACUGUUCCUGCGUGAAAAACGGUACUACUUGUCAGAACUGUGCUCCUCAUCGAUCUGGUCAAUGUGAUAAUAGAGUACGCCAACCACAGCAUGUGUCAUCGGAUCCUGGCAACUCCGCCUCCAUAACCAUAAGCAGUCAGCAAACAAAUGUCAAACAUGAAACCACAACCAACAGCGAAAGUGGAACAACUUCACAAGAUGAUACUUCUUCGCGGAAUUUGCUAACUGUAACGAAUUCAUUCCCUGACCUACAACCACCAAACUUUACAUGGAACUCUGGUAGUGGUGAGAUAUUUUGCCGGAAAAUAAACACGGCCUACGAGGAAGUUGUCCAUCGGAGACGAAACAUUUUUCAAGUACCUUCAGGAAACGCUGGAAAAUCAUUUGUCUCUGAGCUUGCCCGUUUAUAUCAAGCUUACGCGGACAGUUCAAGUCUAGAAUGCAUCGCUAUGAAAGCAACCACCGUAUUUCCGAUCCUAGUACUCCAAAAACCAAGCCGAACAAGCAAAAGUAAAGAUCAUGUGAAACAUCUGCAAAGACGAAUAAAAUUAUGGCUUGACGGCGACAUAGAAGCACUCCUUGACGAAGGUGAAUGUAUUCAAAAGCGACUCAGCAAAUUGACCACUCCUCAAAGCAAUGAUGUCAUCGCCCGAAUGUUUAGAAGCCUCACGUUACAGGGGAAAGUCCAGAGUGCACUGAGAUAUAUCUCAAGAAAUAGCAAUGGCGGAGUUCUCAAAUUAGAUGACCUCAUUCCCGUAACGACAAAACAGGGCGAGUCAAUCGAACAAACGACAAGAGAAAUCCUGAAAAAGAAGCACCCUAUAGGCAAAGAUCCAGUUACUUCCUCUCUUAUUGACGGCGAACCAGAGACAGUUAACCCUAUCACAUUCGAUGGCCUAGACGCAGAUGCUAUACGACGUGCUGCUCUACACACUCAUGGCGCAGCUGGCCCUUCCGGUUUGGAUGCAUACGCGUGGAGAAGACUCUGCUCGUCAUUCAAGUCUGCCUCGAACAGUCUGUGCAUCGCACUGGCUGAUAUUGGUCGUCGCAUUGCUACUACAAAUGUCAAUCCAGAAGGACUGAGUGCAUUUGUCGCAUGCCGUUUAAUCCCGCUUGACAAGUGCCCAGGCGUAAGACCAAUUGGAGUCGGCGAGGUUCCACGAAGAAUUAUUGCGAAAGCCAUUCUAAGAGUCAUUGGCAGUGAUGUAGUAGACGCAGCUGGUCCAUUUCAACUCUGUGCAGGUCAAGAUGGUGGUUGUGAAGCAGCGGUACAUGCCAUGCAAAGCAUUUUCCAAACACCCGACAUCGAAGCGGUACUUCUGGUUGAUGCAAACAACGCGUUCAACUCACUUAACCAUCAAGCAGCCCUCCAUAACAUCAGCAUAAUCUGUCCAUCAUUGGCGACCACCCUGACCAACACCUACAGAACCCCUGUCAGAAUGUAUGUAACAGGAGACGGCGAAAUUGCAUCAACUGAAGGAACAACCCAAGGAGAUCCGUUAGCAAUGGCGAUGUAUGCACUCGCGAUAAAGCCACUGAUUGAUAAGCUGAAAGCUGGUUGUCCUGAUGUAAACCAAGCAUGGUAUGCUGAUGAUGCCACAGGAGCGUCUACCUGCACAGGACUCAGAAAGUGGUGGGAUGAACUGACUGAUCACGGUCCCUCGUUUGGAUAUUACCCUAAUGAUUCCAAGACGUACCUUGUGGUGAAGCCAGAAUUUGAGAACGUGGCCAAAGACGCAUUCGUGGGCACAGAUGCAUACCGACCCAAGGGAAACGACAUCUUGGGGCUGCUAUUGGUUCUAAAACUUUCACUGAGGAAUAUGUUGGCAACAAGGUACAUGAAUGGACCAAUGACAUCAUGAACCUGGCUCGUAUUGCUUCUUCUCAACCACACGCAGCGUACGCAGCAUACAUACACGGCUUAUCCAACCGCUGGUCUUAUCUCUUAAGAACAGUUCGAGAUAUCGAAGACCUAAUACAACCACUUGAAGACGCAAUACACAUGCAUCUCAUCCCAGCACUAACCGGACGACCGCCGUGUUCUUCCAUUGAAAGAGAUCUUCUCUCACUUCCUGUUCGUCUUGGAGGACUUGGGCUUCGUGAUCCAUCAACAAUGGCCUCGGCUUGUUUUCAAUCCUCACAGCGCAUUACUGCAUCACUCGUUGCACUGAUAAUCUGCCAAGACGAAAAUGAAACGGUUGAUUGUAACAACGUUCGUAUGGUCAAAAGCGAGAUCAAGAGAGAAAACCGCCAGAGACAGGACGAACACGCUGAAAUAACAUACAACCAGCUGACACCUGAAAUGAAGCGUUGUGUGGAACUUUCUCGAGAGAAAGGGUCUUCGUCGUGGUUAUCUGUUCUCCCGCUUGAGGAACACGGGUUCUACUUACACAAGGGAGAAUUCAGAGACGCACUGUGUCUAUGGUAUGGAUGGAAAGUGAACAACACGCCUCAAACAUGCAACUGCGGUGCUCAAUUCACCGUAAAUCACGCCAUGAUCUGCCACAUGGGAGGUUUUCCAACUAUCCGCCACAACGAGAUUCGUGAUUUAACAGCGUCACUCCUCGCUGAAGUGUGUAGCAAUGUUGCCACAGAGCCAGCACUUCAACCGCUGAGUGGAGAGAGCAUGUCAGCUCGCACAGCCAACACCGAUGACAGUGCCCGAGUUGAUAUUCGGGCAAGAGGUUUUUGGAAUGGUCAGCAGGAUGCAUUUUUUGAUGUAAGGGUGUUCUAUCCCAACGCGUCCUCCUACCGCUCGCAGAACCUCGCAUCCGUUUACAGAAGACAUGAACAGGCCAAGAAACGAGAAUACGGAGAGAGAAUUAGGAAUGUCGAACGUGGUGUUUUCAUGCCUUUAGUUCUAUCAACGACCGGCAGCAUGGGAAGAGAGGCUGAAACGUUUUAUAAAUGUCUUGCGGAUAUGAUAUCCAAUAAGAGACAACAAAAAUAUUCCGCGACCAUAGGUUGGCUACGAUGUAGAAUGUCGUUUGCAUCGUUACGAUCUUCAAUAAUGUGCAUUCGUGGAAGUAGAUCCUCGAUACAUCGGCCCAUAUUCGGGGAUUCCAACAUCUCCCUGGCAACUUCCAAGGCACGGAUCCCUCGGCCUCGUGAAUAACUUGAUUGAGGACUUACCUAUGGGACUUACGAACUGACAUUAAUAAAACAGUUAAUAAAUAUAUUUUUAAAAAUAAUAAUAAUGUAUAACGCAUGCUUGAAAUGUUACAUAUUAAUAAAUCUAUUGUUAUGUAAAAAAAAAAAAAAGAAAAAAAAAGGUUACUACUUUUAUUGCUCAAAAAAAAUCAAGACAAGAAUAUAAUCCAUGCAUUGGAAAUUUAAUCGACAAAGUCCAUGUCGAACCAUUACAUCUAAAAAACAAUGCAUGUGCACUCAUGUUUCAAUAUAUCUUAGAUUUCACCAUUGCCAAGUCUAGGUUAGGCCCUAGUGUUAAUGAUUUUUCUUCAGUUGAUUCACAGUCUCCUUUUGCUGCACUAAUAUCGAACAUGCGGUCUGUCAGUAACCUUUCACGCUUGGCAAAAAAAGUUAUAAAGUGGUUCAAUGACACAAAAGCAAGUGCAAAUUCUUUCGAUUAACGAUUUACUGGGCAUGAAUCACAAUGAUUUCUGCAUAAUUUCAUGUAUUUACAUUCGGCAAUUCAGCAUAAAAAUGAUGAAGCACCAGCCAGGCUCAAGCUACAUGGAUUGGCAUUUACCAUAUUAUCCCUACGAGAUGCAGUGUCCCUGCAUGUUCAACCGGUUUAAUGUGGAAGAAAAACAACUAGACCAACUUGAUAAAGUUUGUAAUGAUUUCUAUUCUUGCUGUGCACUGUUUCUUGAGGUCAAUCCUAUGGUGUGGACCCUUGGAUGAGUGGUUCCAGUUCAUGCAAGUGAUUCCAGUUCAAGCGAUGAAUACUGCUAUUGUGGUCUCCUGUUCACAGAAGGAGUGUGCAAAUACUGCAACCAUGCAAACAGAGCGGAACUUUUAAAGAGUAUCAAAUCGAAAAAGGCUAGCAUGGAACUCAAGCAAAAAUUAAACAAAGCUUUUCAAACUGGUUCUUUAAACAUUUUAGUUAAAUUUACAUAAUUUUACUAACUUUCAACAUUAUGCUACAGUUUACGCUUUAGGCCAAUGCUGGUUAUUGUUAAUACCAUGGUCUUGUUAGUAGAACACGAAAAUUCAUAAUUAUACUUCCUAACAUUUCUUAUUAUUCAAAAGAAUGCUUGUGUUAAAUCACAGUUAAUAAAAUGCAUGGUUUGGAGACUCAGCGAAAACACAGUAGCGAAAACGCAGUACAGCUCAUUAUCUAUGUUGGUGUAGGUUUAUGCAAAAUAUGGGUUCUAUCUCGUCAUGUGUGUAUUGUGUUUUCACGAAAUCAACCAAUAGUAAUGUGUAGAUUGACCAAUUGUUUCGGUCACGGAUGAACAGCCGAGCCGAACAUUCAGCUGUUAGUUGUUUACGAUAAAAUACAAUACAUAUGUGACGAGAAAGGAACAACUUUUUGCAUAAAUGUGGACAAUAACAUAGAUGAUGAGUUGUAUUGUGCUGUAAGUGAGCUUCCAAACCAUGCAUAUUUUAUUAACAAUGGUUAAAUUGAUUGUCAAUUUCUCUCUGUUAUUUUCAUAAAAGUGUGAAUAACCCAAAAUAUGAUAUUUUGUUAUUUGUAAUAUUUGGGUCAUUUGAAGAAAUGUGAUAUAUCCUAAUAAUAAAAAAUUUCAUUUUGAUCAACUUUUUCAUUGUCAAAGCUUCCAGAUGUGAUGUCAUUAGAUGAAUUGCAAAUUACUUUUUCUUUGUUUUUUGUACCAAAAAUUCAGCUAAUGACAUCAUAUCCGGGGACUUUGACAGUGAAGAAGUUGAUCAAGACGAGGUUUUUUACUAUAAACAUACAUAACAUUUCUUCUCAGAAUGACCCAAAUAUUACACAUACCAAAAAUUAUAUUUGGCGUUAGUCGCACUUUACUCAAUUAUAAAAAUACAAACUUUGAUGCAGUUAAGCACCUAUCAAUGGGUCAUUGCAAAAAAUAUCCACAUACCUCGAAGAAGUAAAUUUGUCUGUAAAUAUCCAGUUCUCCUUAUUACAUUUACUAGAAAAAUACCGCAAAGUAUUAUCAAAGUAGUUGUAUUCAGUAAAUGCAAUAAGUGGAACUUGCUAUUUGGCACUUGAGCGGCACUGGAUGUUUUAGCUAUCUGGGACGAAAGUUCUACGUAAACAUCACACGACACAUCUGACAAUGCUUUUUGACUGCAGUACUUUCUCACCAGUCACUAAAGCCUAGUUCUCAUUCAUCGCAAACUGUCACCGACGAUCGGCGACGCUUAUCGCCGAUGCUCGCCCACUGCGAAUGCACGAAAGUUCUCGUACAUCGGUGAUUGUCGCAGAUGACAACCGAUGUGUUUCGAAAUUUCCCACCAAGGCACAAAAUGGCCCCAUUCAAUGUAAAGAUCAUGAUUUCUGUCAAACUUCAGUUGAUUAUUUCCUUGCUUGUUGAGGAAGACACAACCUUUACUCAUUUCUCAUAGAUUUUUCAAGCAGGUGGCAGUCGGCGAUGGUUGCAAGAAACAAACUUUUUUGUUUCCUGCGAUGUCAUUGCCGAUGGUCGGCGACGAUCACGGACAAUCGGCGAUAUAAUUUUUGAUGUGUUCUCAUAAAUCGCAAGCGGUCGCCGACGUCGCAAAGCUCCCAUCGCCGACGGUUUGCGAUGAAUGAGAACUAGGCUCAAGAAACAAAGGCGCUGAAUUUGCUGAUUAUAUUUACGAAUCUGAGGUUGAUAUUGCUGUUCUUACUGAAACAUGGCUGAAGUCUGUCAGCGUGGCAGCUAGGAUUGAUGCUACACCUACUGGUUAUUCUCUUUUGAACUGCCCACGCCCUAACAGAAUCGACGGAGGGACUGCUAUUUUAUUGUGUGAUACACUUCAGGUAAAAAAGCGGAUGACAGGUAUUAUGAAUUUGUUUGAAUACUCUGAUUGGACUAUUGUCUCUGGCUCAUUUAGGAUGCGGCUGGUUGUAAUUUAUAGGCCCCCGUAUUCAGCUAAACAUCCUGUAACCACAAGCACAUUUAUUUCGGAAUUUGCAGAGGUUUUGGAGUCUCUUGUCAUGGCAACUGAGCCUCUAUUGAUAGCUGGUGACUUUAAUAUCCACUUUAAGGUGGUUCGGAGGUUCGGAGGUGGUGUGAGGUUCCUGGACCUUCUUCAAUCGAUGGGUUUGGUGCAACACGUAAAUUUUCCUACUCAUGUAUCUGGUAACACGCUGGACCUACUUAUCAUUCGUGAAGUUAAUUCCAUAUUGUGUCAUCCACCCAGACCAAGUUGCUGUCUUUCAGAUCAUUGCUCCGUUAUAUUUGACCUAAAUGUAUCAAAGCCGCAGUUUUUAAGAAAGGAAGUAUCAUUCCGGAAAAUGAAAGCUAUGGAUAUACCAUCAUUUAUUCGAGAUCUUUCUAAUUCUGUAUUGUGUCAAGACCCCCCAAUGGAAAUUGAUACCUUUGGUCAGUUCUUACAACACCACACUAUCUGCCCUUUUGGACCGUUAUGCCCCAGUAAAGACCAAAAUAGUCACUGUUAGACCCAAGGUACCGUGGUACACCGAAGAAAUUCGUAAAGCUAAGAUAGAAUGUAGACGUGCCGAACGAAAAUGGAGAUCUUCUGCAGCUGAUUCUUAUUUCAGGCUGUUUAAGAAACGAAGAAAUCGUGUCACAUAUUUGCUGAAAAUGGCCAAGUCAUCUUUUCUCACUGCCUUUAUUGACAAAAAUAGUGACAACCAGGGCAAGCUUUUCAAAGCUGUUAAAAACCUAUUAGUUGAGAAAGAGAAGUUAUCGUUUCCUGGUUAUAGUGACGAAACAGUUUUGGCUAAUAUUGGAAUUUUUUUUGUUCAAAAAAUUUCUAGCAUCCGGGAUGAGUUGGACAAUGUUGUUCCACAAGAUUUUGCAACUGAAACAUGUAUUGUGGUACCCCCUCGUUUGGCUCCUUCGUUUCAUUAUCCGAGGACGAUGUCUGUGCACUAAUUACCAGCUCUAAAGUGACUUCGUGUUCCUUGGAUCCAAUACCAACAACCUUACUAUUGAAGUGUAUUGAUACAUUGUUGCCUGUAAUUACUAAAGUUAUCAAUGUGUCUUUGGAGUCUGGCUAUUUCCCUAGGGAUUGGAAAGAAGCUGUUGUUUUUCCAUUACUUAAGAAAUCUGGUUUGGAACUGGCGUUUAAGAACUUACGUCCGAUUAGUAAUUUAGCGUUUGUUUCAAAACUGAUAGAGCAUGCUGUUUUUAAUCAGACUCAUGAUCACUUGCAAUGGUCAGGACUUUAUCCUCUUUUCCAAUCGGCAUACCGUAAAUAUCAUAGCACCGAAACAGCCUUAUUAAAGAGUUACCAAUGACAUAUUAUUGAAUAUGUAUUCUCAGCGUGUCACAUUGUUAGUUCUGCUUGACUUAAGUUCAGCAUUUGACAUAGUUGACCAUGCGAUUUUGCUCAAGCGUUUGAAUACUGAUUUUGGUAUUCAUGGAACAGUUCUCGACUGGUAUAGAUCCUACUUGUCUGGGAGAAGUCAAAAUAUUUCUUUGACUGGUGUGAAAUCUGACAGCUUUGACCUGAAGUGUGGGGUGCCGCAGGGGUCAUGUUUAGGUCCUCUUCUCUUCAUAAUGUAUGCAUCAAAGUUGUUUGAGAUUGUUCGUACACACCUUCCGGAUGCUCAUGGCUUUGCUGAUGACACUCAGCUAUAUUUAUCAUUCAAGCCUAACAGCUCUAUGAAUCAAGCUGCAGCUGUGUGUGCUAUGGAAAAUUGCAUUGCUGAAUUAAGACAGUGGAUGCUACAGGAUAAGCUCAAGAGCAAAUGA
Molecule: messenger RNA, 7854 nt
Organism: Paramuricea clavata
Lineage: Eukaryota; Metazoa; Cnidaria; Anthozoa; Malacalcyonacea; Plexauridae
Source: the annotation of a GenBank genome assembly